UAUGGUCGGCCAGGGUUAAUCCUUAUCCUGCCUUUCUUCAGUACCAAACCUCAAAGUCUAAACCGCCAUGAUUUUCACGUUAGUUCAUCAAAAACGUUUCAGUACUGUACAGUGUACACCCUAAAAUUCAUUAGUCCACCGUCCACACACACCUGCUUCGAUACCUUUCUUCCCCCCCUCUCUCUGCAUAUAGUCUUUAGAAAUACUCGCAGCUUCGGCAAAAGUGUUAGCUUUCUCUGUUCGCGGUUAUGGCCUCUGGAUCGUCAGUUCCGGCCAACGAUUCGGUCUCCAAAGGGUUUGACUUCACCGCCUCCGAUGAUAUUCUUUGCUCCUACGAAGACUACUCCAAUCACGCGAGUUCUAAUGGCACCCUCCACUCCGAUCCCGCGGUUGCGUCCACUUCUGCAAAGGAGUUUCAAAAAAACAGAAUGACGAGAUCAUCUGUGUUUGCUGCUCCGCCUUAUAGGCUUCCUGAAGAAUCAUCAUUUAAUGAAGAUGUUAUGGUUACUGUAGACAUGACCAUGAAGAAGUAUGCUGACAAUCUGAUGCGUUUCCUUGAGGGAAUUAGUUCACGGCUGUCUCAGUUGGAAUUAUAUUGUUACAAUCUUGAUAAAUCAAUUGGAGAAGUACAGUCUGAUAUGAUUCGUGAUCAUGGAGCAGCGGAUUCCAAGCUCAAUUCACUUGAAAAGAAUCUUCAAGAGGUUCACAGGUCAGUACAGAUUCUGAGAGAUAAGCAAGAACUUGCCGAAGCUCAGAAGGAGCUGGCCAAGAUUCGGCUUGCACAGAAAGAAUCAAAUUCAGGUAACAACUCUCAGCAGAAUGAAGAGAGAAAUAUGCAACCUAUUUGUGAUACCAAAAUGAGUGGAAAUUCUUCUGAAGUUAACGGGCUGCAACUGGCACUUGCACUACCACACCAGGUAGCACCACGACCUUCACUUACUACCCGACCAGUGGAACAUCAUCAACUGCCGCCUGUCCCUGCUCCCCCGCCCAUUUCAUCACAAGCUAUUUCACAACCACAGGGAUACUAUUUACCUCCACCUCAGUUGUCUCAUGGUCAAUACAUACCUCCUGUCCCUCACUACCAAACUUCCCAAGCACAAGAACAUACUAGGUUGCAACCACAAUCUGUACAAUCUCAAUUGCACGUGACCCCACAGGUUCAGGCUGCAGCUAACUAUCAGCAGCAGCAGCAGUGGGUGCAGCAGUUACCCCACCAGGCUCCACAAUCACAGCCACAGCCAAGGCUGCAGCAGCAGCAGCAAGCUCGUCCAUCAUCACCUGCCGUUUUCCCUCCUUACCUGCUCAGUCAACCAAAUCCUACUCCCGUUAUUGCUCCAAAUACUAUGUCAAUGCAAAUGCCUAUGUCUCAACCACUUGCAAGCAGCCCCGAGGGGGGAAUCCGUUAUGGGUAUGCUGGUGCUGGCAAGCCAGUUCAGCCCGAAACUCCAGUUCAGCAUCUCAAACCCACUCUUCGGGCACCUGGGGAGGGAUAUGGACUCGCCACAGCCCAUCCCUCCAUUUCACAAGGCAAUGGUUACGGAAUCUAUGACGGGGAAGGGGCAAGGAGUCAUUCAACCCCACAACCUCACUUCCCACAAGGCGGCUAUCCUCAAUCAAGCUUCCCUGCCCAGAACCCACAGCCAGCUCCUAGCACAACUAAUGCAAUGGCUCGUCCACCACAGUUGAUCCGCAACCAUCCCUACAAGGAAUUGACCGAGAAAUUCAUGCACAUGGGUUACAGGGGUGAUCAUGUCAUAAACGUGAUCCAAAAGCUGGAGGAGACGGGUCAGCCUGUUGAUUUCAACAGCGUGCUUGAUAGAUUGAAUGGCCAUUCUUCUUGUGUCCCCUAUAGAGGAUGGUAAGUAACCUCGAACCUUUCUAGUUGUCACUUUUUAUGUGUUCUGAAAGACCAUGGUUAAGGCAAACAACCAUCUCGGUCUGUAAUUCUGUAUCAUUACACCACAUUCACGCGGUGGUUUUGCCUACUAUAUAUGCCUUGCUUUCAAUAAAACUUGAUACGAUUAGCAUGGGAAUUUGGUAUGUAUAAAAUCAAGAGGCGCACUAUAUUAUUUGUUGUGGCCUCUUCCCUGCUUUCUUAUACAUUGUAAGGUUAUGUUCUUUGAUACAUUUCAAUGACGACAUAUAAUACAAUACACAUCUAUGAUGGGAUGACAUCUUAAUUUCUAUCAAUUAUGGCAAUUCCACCAUUGAGCUUGA
Messenger RNA from Ipomoea triloba (trilobed morning glory), 2220 nucleotides. Its product is annotated as mediator of RNA polymerase II transcription subunit 15-like. The record is from RefSeq and is a predicted model, not a curated record. The coding region runs from base 249 to 1865 and encodes 538 amino acids. The transcript is spliced from 3 exons. Lineage: Eukaryota; Viridiplantae; Streptophyta; Magnoliopsida; Solanales; Convolvulaceae.